UCUAGGGACAUCUACAAACACGAUCCACUUUUUCUCUUUGGUUCUGUACAUAACAUUUCAUUCUCUUUGGAAUUCUAUGGCAUAUCCACACUUGUCUUUUCUCUGAAACUUAAUAAAUUUUCCUCCACAACCUCAAAAAAGCCUGCAAAAGUAGUUAACCCCACUAGUUUGAAAUCUUUCCCGAUCUUCAUCUCAUCAACUUUACCAAUCUUCUGCACUACUUAUAACAGUAAGAGUGAAAUUAUGAGUCGUUAAUCUCAUGUACAGCUGUAUGUUUUCUAUAUCAUUCCCUUUUCACAUGCAUGACUAUAGCGAAUCCACUUUAGUUUCCAAAGGUCUUAUAUGGUAAAGAAGUUGACAUUGUGGCAUGAUAACAUGACUCUAUCUUUUAAAGAUCGAUGCUUCAUGGUAUAUCUUUGUAUCAGUUAAGCAAAAAAGAUAAAGCGCUUAGAAUCCUCACCCACACAAUCACAGAACGAGAGAGAGAGAGAGAGAGAGAGAGAGAAUAAGUACCUGGGCCAGCCAAUGGAGAAACACAUUCAGCUAUGAAAAUUCCAGUUUUUGCUUCCUUCAAGCUUCACUUCCAUUGAAGAUUGAGUCUGCAAGUGGCCAUAGAAGAAGGAACCUAAGCAUGGAAGUUCAGAGAUAUCUUCUUGUUUUCAUCUUUCAUGCAAGUCUUGCUUCCCUCAUUUUCCCCUUUGUUUCCUCAUCCCAAGAACACCAACAAAUUAUAAGCAGCCAUUCAAGAAACAAAGACAACAGCUUCAAGAUGAAUCCCAGGUUGCUGUAUGAAAUCAAAGUACACGGUUUUCUGCUGUGGGCGUCAAUGGGGUUCUUGAUGCCUGUUGGCAUAAUUGCCAUCAGACUUUCAAUCAGAGAGAAGAAUCAAAGAAGGAAAAAAAUUAUAUUCUAUGUUCAUGCAGUUUUGCAGCAGCACAUUGCAGUUCUUGUUGCCACAGCAGGAGCAAUAAUGUCCAUAAAAAGUUUCAACAACUUAUUCAACAAUUCUCAUCAGAGAAUAGGAGUAGCAUUAUAUGGUAUUAUCUGGCUGCAGCUUCUUCUUGGUAUUUUUAGACCUCCAAGGGGAUCCAAAAGAAGAAUUGUAUGGUUCUUUUCGCAUUGGAUAGCAGGAACUGCAGUUUCCUUUCUGGGUGUGUUGAGCGUAUACUUAGGACUACAAGCCUAUGAAGAAAAAACAUCAAAAAGUGUGACAGCUUGGAAGAUACUUUUCACAGCUCAAAUGUGUUUGAUAGUGUUCUCGUACCUCUUUCAAGACAAAUGGGUCUCUUUACAUAUUCAAGGACCAGUUUUGGAUGGUGAACUGCAAACCCCUACUGCUCCUGAAAUCUGUUCUGAUGAAAAUAAGCAGAAGGAAUUGAAGCCUGAAUCUUGUUGAAGAAGAUAAAGCAAUUUUAAUUGUCACAACAUUUUGUGAUUCCACACAUGCUGGACAUGAAAACAGACCUUCCACAAAGUUUUGGCACUUCAUAGUAUGUUUAGUUACUUUGGCUUCUUCUAUAUUGGAAAAAUGAGUAUAAAACAUGUAGAGUAAUUAUUGAGAGAUUAUUUAGAACUUCUAUAGUUUUACCUUC
Molecule: messenger RNA, 1592 nt
Organism: Prosopis cineraria
Lineage: Eukaryota; Viridiplantae; Streptophyta; Magnoliopsida; Fabales; Fabaceae
Product: cytochrome b561 domain-containing protein At2g30890-like
Exons: 4
Coding region: 632-1396 (254 amino acids)
Molecular function (GO): transmembrane monodehydroascorbate reductase activity
Source: RefSeq, a predicted model, not a curated record